CACGGUGCAAGCAGCACUACGUUGUUGAACGCAUGAAGCUGUUGAGCGCAACUCUCUCCAGCAAGGGGCCGCGCCCCCCCCCCCGCGCUCAUGCGCCGGCCAUGUCGGCCGCGAUGGGCGCGGAGGACGCGGCUGCCGCAGCGAGGACGCUGCUGCACUCGAGCACCCCAGAGCGGCUGGCCGGGGCGCGCACCGCGGCGGUGUUGAGCGCCGUGCUGGGCAACCUGGCCCGCGCCCCCGGGGAGCCGCGGUACCGCGCCCUCGGCGGCCCUGGGCGCCCGAUGACCGCCACGGUGGCCAGGGCCCUCGGCUGCCCCGGCGCCGAGGCGGUUCUCCUGGCCGCGGGGUUCCAGCAGCGCCGGGACGGCGGCGGCACCGCCUGGCUCGAGGUCCCCGCCGAGGUGUCGGCGGCGGACGUGACCGCCGGGGCGCGGGCCGCGCUGGAGGGGCUCGGCGCGGCCUUCUUGGACGCCGCCCCGGCGGCGCCGUACGGCAAGGUGGGCCUCCGGAACCGGGGCAACACCUGCUUCAUGAACGCCGGGCUGCAGUGCCUCUGCCACGUGGCGGCGUUCGCGGGCUACUUCCUGAGCUCUCAGGGGGCAGAAAGCGCUUCUGUUGUGUUUCUGCCGUUGUCUGCUCCUCCGUGAGCGCCAGCCACGCCCUCGACUGCGAGGGCGCCAGCCAGGGCGGCCCCAAGGGGGAGCUGGCGCGCGCGGUGGCCGAGCUGCUGGUCGCGAUGUGGCAGGGCGCGGUGCGGCGCCACGACCCCGAGGCGUUGCAGCAGCGGCUGGCGGAGCUGGCGCCGCACCUGCUCGCGGGCGGCGAGCAGCAGGACGUGCAGGAGUUCCUCUCGUUCUUCAUCGACGGCCUGCACGCCGACCUCGACCGCGUGGCCUCCCCGCCCCCGCCGCUGAGCGAGGAGGACGAGCGGCGGGACGCGAGGCUCGCGGAGGAGAGGGGGGAGGAGUGGACGGCGGCGCUCGCGUGGAUGCGGCACCUCGAGCGCAGCAAGUCCUUUCUCGUCGACCUGCUGCAGGGCCAGGUGCGCUCCACGCUGAGGUGCACACGGUGCGGCCACAAGUCGCGUUGCUUCGACCCCUUCUUGUACCUGUCGGUGCCCGUCGCGCGGUCCACCCACACGCUCGACGACGCCAUCCGACUGUACCUCGACGAGGAGCUGCUCACGGGCGGCGACAGGUGGCGCUGCCCAAAGUGCGAGACGCUGGUGGACGCCACGAAGAAGAUAGACCUGUGGAAGUUGCCCCCCGUGCUGGUGCUUCACCUCAAACGCUUCGAGUUCGACCGGCGGUCGCUCCAGAUUCGUAAGGUUGACCACCGCGUCGACGUGCCGUUGGAGCUGAACCUCCUGGAGCACUGCUCCUCCUCCCAGAAGGAGGGCGCAGUCUACGAGCUCGCCUGCGUGGCGAACCACCGGGGCGCCUUCGGCGGCGGGCACUACACGGCCACCUGCCGGGUAGGAGAGGGCCCCGAGAGGCAGUGGUACUGCUUCGACGACGAGCGGGUGUUCCCUCUGCCGGCCGGCAGGCAAGUGGUGACCGAGGAGGCCUACGUCGUGUUCUUCGAGCUCCGCCCCAGCUCCCGGCCGCGGGAGGGCGCGGCGGCGGGCCGCCGGGCGCCCGCGCGCCAGUCGCUUGCGAGCCCGCAGGACUGGCCCCACCAGAUCGUGCGCAUGCGGACCCUGCAGAGCGCGGCGCGCGCCCGCGCGGGCGCGCCGGGCGCCGGCCCGCCCCCGCCCGGGCCGCGGGGCGCCGCCCCCAGCGCGCAGGCCGCGGGGGCGGCGGCAGCGGCAGAGCCCAGGGAGCCGCGCUCCGGCCGGGCCGCGGAGGAGGCGAAGGGCAGGGGGGCGGAGCCCGCCCCGCCGGGGCCCCUCGGCGAGCCGUCGCUCUCCGGCGCCCGGGGCUGCGAGGGCGGCGCAGACGGCGGCGGGCUGCUGGGCGCCUGGGUGCCGCCGCUCUUCGGCGCCCGCGGCUGCGAGGACGACGCAGAGGGCGGCGGGCUGCUGGGCGCCUGGCUGCACACCCGCGAGCCCUCGGAGGGCUCCCCCUGGGUGAGGCGCUGGUGCGUGCUGCACCGCGACGCCCUCCGCUUCAGCGUGGACUCGGGCGGCGUGGAGGAGGCGGGGGAGAUCGCCCUCGGCGAGGAGGUGGCCAUGGAGCGCCUCGAGGGCGGCAGCUGCAGCGCCCCGCGCGGGGCCCCGUACACGUUCCUGCUGCACCCCGGUGGCCCAGCCCAGGCGCCGUGCAUGCUGGCCGCGGAGGACGGCGAGACGUUCAGGGCGUGGCGCGUGGCGGUCGAGAACCUCGCGGGCCGCGGCGGGGCCGCCAGAAACGACGAGGUCUGCUGCGCGGCAUCGUGAGGGUCGGGCUGGCGAGGAGAGAAACGGC
Molecule: messenger RNA, 2405 nt
Organism: Prorocentrum cordatum
Lineage: Eukaryota; Dinophyceae; Prorocentrales; Prorocentraceae
Source: the annotation of a GenBank genome assembly